UUGAGGGAUCGGAAGGGACAAAAGGACCGGAGGAGACUGCCCAUAUCUUCAUUUCCUUUCCUACUUCUCCUAACCCAUACAACUUCAUGUUCUGCAGUCACCCUCUUAAAUCUCCUCUAGUACCUGCAUUUAAUGCUCUUUUCCUUUCUCACUACAAAUAAACUGCCACCAUUAUAUUUCCACUACUCAUCAACAACAAAAAACACAGUUCUCCUUGCUAGCUAGCUAUAUAUCUAUCAAACUUCCUGCAUACAUUUGCAGUACUAUCUUUCAUGCAUAAAAUGUCAAUCAGUACUUCUUGUCUUGUUGUUUUCCUCCUAUGCCUUUCCUUGCAUGCAUGUAAUGCCCGGCAUCUUCGCCAAGUUGAUAAAAUGCUUGGAAAGAAAAUUCACUUUUCCAUCAAGAGUGAUGAGAAGAUGGGUUCCGAUAAGAUUUCAGCUCUGUCAAAGGUGCAAGCUUCCUUGUCAAAGCAAAAUGGAGUGGCAAAAAUAGAAGAUGUAGCUGAAAUCCUCUCAAAUGACAGCACUCAAAAGCGAAAAGAGACAAGGACAAAUGAGAAAACAUCUAAAGUGGAAGGAAAAACACCAGAUGCUGUUCAAACUGAGUCUCUUGUUUCCGUUUCUUGGCAUGUACCUCACAAGGAACACAGUGAAAAAAAUCCAGGCUUCAACUUGGACUACUCUCCACCAAAGACACACCCUCCUUCUCACAACUAAGCAAAAAAAGAAAAAAAAGGUUCCCUGAUUUCUUCUAGCUUGUUUCUGCUGCUUAAAGGGUACGUUUUAUUACCUCUCUCAUCCUGCGAGUUCUAAGAAGCAAGAUAGUAUUGAAGAACUUGUGUAUGCCAGGGUUGAAGUGUUUUAGUCUUG
Molecule: messenger RNA, 869 nt
Organism: Alnus glutinosa
Lineage: Eukaryota; Viridiplantae; Streptophyta; Magnoliopsida; Fagales; Betulaceae
Product: root meristem growth factor 10
Exons: 2
Coding region: 273-716 (147 amino acids)
Source: RefSeq, a predicted model, not a curated record